UCCAGUUGCGACGGUAGAGGAGAGAGAGUGCAUCGAUCAUCGCGACUGGGGGCAGCGGGAAAUGACAGUGCAGGUGGUACGCGAUUUAGGAGGAGGGAUGGUGAGCAUGCCAGCUAUGUCUGCUGGCACGACAGGAAGAUACUAUGUUGAGGCUAUGGUGGAGACGAAUGGCGGGAUCAUGACAUGGACGAGACAGGUGUCAAGUGUGCGUGCAAUUUGCAAUGGACAGACGACGAGGGCAGCGAGCGCGGCCAUCAUGGGGGCCAAAGGAAGCAUCAAGAGUGAUGUUGGCGAGAGGUGUUAUCGGCUGUGGGAGACCUCCCCCCACUUCGUCCCGAGCCCUGGAUCCGUAGAUGCAGCUGACGUGGCGGCUGAUGUCUCGCCGAGGGUGUUCGGGAUCGGGUCACUGAGGAAUCAAGUGGGGCGGCGGAGAUUUAUGCGGAGGAUGGGUGAGGUACGGGCCUUGGCAUCAUGCUCCUUGAGUGGCCAGCGGGGAACUGCCGCCUGGAGAGCGGGGGGAAAUGGGGAAUGGGGGGGGGGGAAGGGGAUUCAGCGCCCGUCAGCAGCGGGGCACUGUCAUUGGGGAAUGGCGGGAAAUGUGGGAACUGGGAAGAUGGCCAGAGGGGCGCGCAUGUGCCGGCGGAAAGCGGUCGCAAACGGGAUUUGCCUAGAAUGUGGUGUUUUGGGGGGUCAGGUUGAGGUCGAGGGGGAGUAUGUAGGAAGGGAAAGGCUGGGGAAUCCGAUCAGGCUGCGCCAGGGCGGCGGGGUGGGUUGGGGCGUGCGCAUGCGCAUGUGCAGAGCGCAUGGUUCGCGAGAGAACGAAGCGCCGCAGGCGGAGAUCGGCGAUUCCGCCGCUGGCGCAGCCGGCCCAUUGUUGUCGGCAUCGACUGCGGUACCGACAUCAUCAGCAUCGGGUUUGGGAGCGGAAGACGGGCGGAAACUCGGAGUGUUGCGCGUAGGCGUGAUCUGCGGAGGGGCUUCGGAGGAGCGCGGCAUUUCUCUGAAUUCCGCGCGAUCGGUGCUCGAUCACUUACGGGUUCGAGAGUCGGCAGCCAUGUCCGACAUUGCCAACGACCGGGACGACUCCACGUUCCUACUGGUUUUCAUCCUGCUCCAGUGGAUGAACCGGAGGACGUGGUGGCCAUGGCCGUGCCCCAGGCAGCCGCUGCGUUGCCGGUGGGGGACUGGCGGUUUCUACAGGCAGACAGCUCAUGGUUUGGGGCUGGGUUUGAUGAGUGCCAUGAGGAGCAAUGAGGAUGUCACGGAUGUGCUCAUCAAUGGGUAUGGACAUUUGCUUCAGUUCCCCACCGGCGACAAGUUGCAAGAGACUUUGGACGUGUUUGAGAGGAAGGGUUUCACUGGGUGUGUAGGAGCAAUCAACUGCACACACGUGUACAUUGAGAAACCUAGGAACGAGCGUGGAGAGUGCUAUUACGACAGGAAUGACCAAUUCUCUGUAGUCGUGCAUGUCGUGUGCGACCAUGAGUGUCAAAUUGUCAGUGUCUAUGUCGGUUGCCCGGGCUCCGUCCAGGGUAGCCUCGUGCUCCGAACGUCUCCUUUGUAUCGAAAGGCACAACAGCAGAGUGGGGUUCUUGGGAUGGGUGCGGAGGUGCUGCCUGAUGGACGUGCGGUCGGUAGGUAUCUGCUGGCGGAUGCGGGAUACCCGAACUUGCCAUGGCUGAUGACUCCCGUCAGUGGGACAAGUAGUACACCUGUGGAGCAGGUUACGACGAUUGCCACACGUCGGCAAGGUCGUGCAUCGAGCAAACUUUCGGUAGAUUGAAGGCCAUGUGGCGGCAUUUCAUCAGGAGGCAGAUUUGCAACAUGCGUACACUCCGGAAAGA
Chara braunii is the source of this 1844-nucleotide messenger RNA. NCBI's taxonomy places the organism in Eukaryota, Viridiplantae, Streptophyta, Charophyceae, Charales, Characeae. The record is from the annotation of a GenBank genome assembly.